Messenger RNA from Diachasma alloeum, 3741 nucleotides. RefSeq names its product cilia- and flagella-associated protein 206. Lineage: Eukaryota; Metazoa; Arthropoda; Insecta; Hymenoptera; Braconidae. Gene Ontology annotation, cellular component: ciliary basal body; axoneme. The transcript has 12 exons. Gene Ontology annotation, biological process: regulation of cilium beat frequency. The coding region runs from base 1029 to 2792 and encodes 587 amino acids. The record is from RefSeq and is a predicted model, not a curated record.
AUUCUAACUUGAGAUGCUGCAUUAACAGAGAGUAAAAUUGUUGAAAGCCACCAAGUAAAUACGAUUGGUUGCAGCAACUGCAUGAGUUCAGUGCACUGGCAUUGUCGCUUGUUAUACGCUCGUUUGAUCUCAUAUCUACGCCAAAUAUCACUGGCCAUUUUCUACAGCGUUUUUAGAUUGGUUUCUAAAUUUGUUUGCGUUAUAUUUAUAUUAAUUUAGCAAAUAACGUAUUCCACUGAUGCUUUUUUUUCUCUAUGGUCAUCAAUAUCAAUAAUAUACACUCCGUCUAACACAUCCAUCACACCCUAACAACGCUAGCUUGACGUUUUUCACCUUUCAUCAUUGAACCAACUCCAUAAAAACAUGUUUCUUCCACAAAACUUUGACUAUUAUAUUGCUCUACAUUUGAAUGCUUCAAUGUGCUAUUUGACAAAUGACAGAUAUCAUCUCAAAUCAGUCAAAUAAAUGUCUCAGAUAACCGAUAGUGGUGUCUACUAAUGGGACACAAACGGAACAAAUGAUCACAGACGACGAUACAGGCUAUAUACUACUACUCAUGUACAGUAUGUACAGGCUUUUGAGAUACAUUUACGUAUAUAUUCAUUCGCACAAACACAACGUAGCAGUGCUCCUGCUCUCCUCUAGUUGCUCCUCCCACCGCCACCACAUUAAUGUAAAUAUGAUGUCAUAUCGUACCAGCUACAUUAAUUGUUAUAAAUUGACAAUAAAUUUGUCCAAAAAAAUCCGUAGAUUGAAAAUUACAGAAAAUUAAAAAAAAAGGCUAUACAUUGUUUUGCUACAUUUCCAAGCCAAUUAUUAUUUAUUAUUUAGCAUUAUUGCUAAUGCCCCAUUACAGUUGCAGACACGCACAAACACACACAAUACCCAAAAAUCUUUUCUCUCCAUGGCUACUAAUAAACAAAAAUGUACUUCUCUUUUCUUGUUGAGUAUAACGGAGGUAAACAUGCAAAAGGUGGAAUAAAAAAACUCAAAUUCCAUUAUGCGAUAUUGAAAAAAUAUUUUGAAAAAUGGACAAUUUUGUGCAGUCAAUUAUCCAGAAUUGCGAAAAGAGAGGUCUAACUGUUUCAAAAGAUAUGGUUAUUUUCCUUAUAGAUCUACAUAAAUUGAAUCCUGAAUGUAUUACAAUGGAACAGAAUAAUGUGAAAAGUGUAAAUAAAAUUAUUCGCAUUAUAACAGAAAAACUAACAUCACAAAAUCGUCCAAGCUUGAUUACACUCAAGAUGCAAUUGUACUUUAUGAAGCAUUAUGGAACCAGAGCUGCUAUAAUAAAAAAGCACAGACAAAGACUUGAAAGAAAAAGUCAAUGGCUGGUUAAUGAAAUAUGUGAUGUAAAAAGAAUUAUUACUGAGAGAGACAGUGAAAAACUUUAUGAAAAAAUUAUCGUUAUUAUAACAUUAGUAAGCCGCCUAGGAAACGCCAUGGAUACUUCAGUAUUUAGAGAAACAUCAGUUGCUCUGCAGAGUGUAUAUGGGCAGAUGGAGCUUAAUCAUUUUGUUACUUUAUCAUCAGCAGAAAAAAAAUCUAAAUUAGCCCAACUCGUUAAGAUUGUUGCAGGAAUAAGAUUAUUCAAUAAGGAUUGUCAUAGAGGUGGAGCAGGCAUUGAUGACUUACCGCAAAUAUUACACGAAGCAAUUGAAAAAUCUCAUCAAUCUAUUCUUGAUUUUUUACAAAAUAUCAUGAAAAAAGUCUAUCAAUUUACAGCUGGAAUUGAAACCAUCGUAUUUACAUGUUCAUCAUCACCGAAAUCAUCACUUCUUAAUAAUAAUAAUAUUAAUAAUCCAACAGAUUAUGCUUGUUGGGCAAUUGAAAUGUUGACAGCAUAUAGACAACAAGAAAUUUUCAUUAGAAAACUCCUGGCAAAUGUUGAAUUUAGUGAGAAUCAAAUGAAAUCAUUCGUGGUACGCUUCAAGUCUCGCCUAUUGAAAAUUCACGCCACUGUUAGAUACCGCACAGCAAUCCCAACAAUUCAGAUUUAUCCACAAUUUAUUGACUUGGCAGACAUCUGGCUUAGUCUACAAAGUGAAGUUAUAAUUCUCAGUCAUAUAAAUAAUCUAGCAUGCCAAAUCAAAGCUCUAGCCAUGAAAAAUUUUCAUACUCACGACACUAUAAAUCAAUUGGAAAUUGAUCGAUUCACGAGAAGCACAAAUAUUCCAUCUGACGCAGAGAGAUUAGAAAGGUCCAUGGGAAAAUUAAUAACUGAAUGCGGAGAGUGUUUGAUAUAUUAUCCAAAUAGUACGAAAAACUUUGAAAAAAUUCAACUCGAGUUUUUAGGAUUUUGCGCAUGGAGUUUUGUAGCAGGAUCUGGUGCACUGAUACCAGGCAAUCCCAAUAUUGGUGUAGUCAUGUGGCGAGGCAAGUACUUUGCUUUCAGUUCGAAUGAUGCUGCAAAGAAAUUUGGUGAUGAUCCGAAUAGAUUUCUCUAUGAAGCGAUAGAUUUUAUUCGCCGACAUCCUGAAUAUAUUCACCUUUUUCAAAUUCAAGAGGACAUUAAAAAUAUGAAUAAUGGCAAUGAAUUUCUUGAUACAGAGCACACGUUGAAAAAACAACAGAAUCAGACUUGUCAAACAGAUGUUCAUUGUUUCACUCCAAUAAUCAGCCCAAAAUAUCACCAUAGUAUUUGGAAAUAUAAAAAAAAAGCCUUGAAAUUGGCAAACGUUUUGGAUUGUGUUACGAAAAGUACUCAAACAAGUAUUUGUCAUUUCAAGAGGUCAAGAAAAAUUCAAGCAUCAGAAUUGAAAACCAUAUCUAUACAAACAUAUAAACAUCAUUAAAGCAGCGAAGCAGUUAUCAAAGAUAAAUGUGGAGAAAUCCCAGUAGUAGUACCUAUUUAUAAAGACAUUGUCAUUUAUAAGCUACAUAAUUGGAUAGAAGGCUGAGAAAAUUAAAUAAAUGGGACUUGAUAAUUAGAAACUUUCGUUUUUUUUCUUCUGGUUUGCAUUUAUCAUCAAUUACAUUCUACACUUGUAGAUUUCAAGUAAAGUUUAUUCGAAUCAGCCCUACGACAUUGGAAAAAACAACUCUUUUCUAAAAUACAAGUUGAAUUUUUCCAUUUUAUGAUUUAUGCGAUUUACUUCAAUACAAUCACUUAAUAAUUUUUGUCCGGUAUACCUUAAAGAUUAGGUCAAUUUUUUUUACACCAAAAAAUGACUACAGAACACGACAAUUAAUUAAUUACACGUUUCAAUACAAUCAAGUUUUUCCUUUUAAAAUCUUUCUUAGUGUGUUUGUUUCUCUCCCUUAUUCAAAGAUAAUUUCUCAUCGUUUCAGCUUUUGUUUUAUUGCGUAUAAUGUACUAUUAUACGGGAAAGGUACACAAUAUUCAAGGAUGUGUAUGUUAUGCUUGCCUUAAUUGGUUCAUUCCAGACUUUUCACCAACUCUUUAAUUUACUGAAUGUCGCUUUCAGUCAUUAUCAUGGUAAUUAUGUAAUUAUUUCAGUUUUAUUUGUUUUAAGUAAAAUAAAAUAAACAAUAGUCAUUAAUGAUUAUAUUGGUGCACUGUAUACAUAUUGGAAAAAAUAAUUGGACAAAAAAAAACAAAACAAAAAACAAUGACAGGAAAAAUUUAAACUUUAUCAAAUUAGAAUCAAGUUUGUGGAAAUCAUGGAAUGCCAAUAGGGGAUUCAGCAUUUGACAAUCAUUAAAAGUUUUUCAAGGAAUAUGGAAAGAAAAAUAUAAUAAAAUAGAAUGGAAAAAAAAAUCAAUGAUUAAUCCUGAUGUAUC